Molecule: messenger RNA, 4875 nt
Organism: Naegleria lovaniensis
Lineage: Eukaryota; Heterolobosea; Eutetramitea; Acrasida; Naegleriidae
Exons: 8
Coding region: 1-4875 (1624 amino acids)
Biological process (GO): protein phosphorylation
Molecular function (GO): ATP binding; protein kinase activity
Source: RefSeq, a predicted model, not a curated record
AUGAGUGCCACAACCAUAUAUUACAAUUACAACACUCAAGAAUGGAAUGAUGACAAAGUGACGAUAGUGGAUUGUAGUAAAGAUUUUAUGCAUCCCAUGAUUAUACGGAAUGGAACUGUUUCAUCAACGAAGAUGAAUUUUAUAAGAGGGGCCACGCAAGAAGAGACAGGAGAAUGGUUCAACACAAUCUCAACAUUGCAAGUGGACUUGAGAAAAUUCGUUCUUGAUGAAAGCCAUAGAUAUUUAAUAGGUCACUCAUCUGGAUCUGACACUUUAGUGGCAGACAAUGUUGUCUCUAAUAUUACUUCUGGAAUAACCCAAGCCUUUUGGAUCAUUUAUUCUCAAUCGUCACAGAUCUCAAGGAUGAUCAAAAUUGGUUCUGUCUCACGAAAUACCAAAUUCUAUUUGUAUACACUAGAUUAUUUCUUUAUUCAUGGCUUAAGACGAGUGGGAUUUGCUGGCGAACUUCCCGCUCCCUAUAUUUCUAUUGCAGAUAACAACUACAAGCCCAAUGAACAUUUGAUGAUAUUUCAAUUUAGUGUGUCACAAGUUAAUGCCCAACCAACUGUCAAUAAGAUAGCAGAACUACCACCUCCAUUGUUUGUUCCUCCAAGAAUUUCGAUACCUACAAUUAUGGGCAGCGUUCCCAUUGUCAUCGUCAAAGAUAUUGUCUACGGUAACGAUGCUACACUUUAUUUUACUGGAGUUUUCAACACUAAAAUUCAAUUUCUGGAUAUUCUGACCACUAUAGAUUCAAAGAAAGAGAGUUCGGUAUUUUUUGGAGUGCUAGAUCCCAAUAAUGGAACUGUUGUAUUUAUCACCAAGAUUGAACCUACCUUAGCUAUUGAGUAUAACUCGGUGAACGUCAACUUGAUGGAAAUAUCAUCGAAUUAUCAAGAAAUUUACAUAACAGGUACUGUUCAAACAUUUCUGGAAGAUGUAGGAUUUGUUCAAAAAGUAUUCAUUGCAAGUUAUGACAUUUCUCAACCUUCUGCUCCAGUUUUGCGCUGGAAUCACAUUAUUGGAAUUGAUGGAGCAAAGUCCAUUGAUGAUAUUAUCUGUCUAAAUGGAAAGCUCAUCAUCAACGUUUUACUUGCAAACUUUAGCAAUGUUGUUACUCAAAUUUCGACGCAAGAUGGAGCAUUUAUUUCAGCUCUACUCAUUUAUGAUAGCCCAUAUUUUGGAGUACGUACCUCUCUAAAUGCAGACAAAGAUUUGGUGGUAGUUGGAAAGAAAGGAAAUGUUUUUGCAAACAUUGAUUGGGAUAGUUUUAUCACUUUUGGUGUGCCUAGCUCGGUUACUCUGUUUUCACAAAAAUUCAAAAUUAAUACCAUUCAAAACAGUGACGAGCUCAUUCUUGAAGAGGUGUACAGAGAGCCAAUUUUAAAGGGCUCUAUCAUUGCUACACAAUCCAUAACUUUAACUACAGACACCUAUAAUCCUAGAAAAUUCUAUGUAGCCACCACUUUUAGUGGUAGUGUCCAAGUGAUUGGUGACUCCAACGCCAGAAUCAAUCCUGUUGGUUUUUCAAACGCUCUUAUAUCCACAAUCAUUGAAGGCUGUGAUACCUGUGAAAGUGAAUGCAUUAUUCCUUUGUGUGGUCCCUAUACGCAGGAUGAUUCUAGAGCUUGUUCUGGAAGAGGGCGAUGCGACAGUCCAAAUUCAUGCAGUUGUUCACUCUCUACCUUCUCAGGAGAAACCUGUCAAUACCCUAUAUGCUUUGGUGUGCCUCAAAACUACACUUCUGUAUGCUCAGGUAAUGGUAGAUGUGCAUUUCAUGACUAUUGUGUCUGCAAUGAUGGCUAUUCUGGAACUAACUGCGAGAUUGCAAGAUGUUUUGGACUCUAUGCUACCAAUGACUCUGUUUGUUCCUCUCACGGAGAUUGUGUUGCAAAUGAUAUUUGUAAAUGUUUUUACAAUUACACAGGGGAACAGUGUAGCUUUGAAAUCGUACAGGGAUAUACCCACUGUGGUGUGGGAAACUAUCUUUAUAAUCAAAGCAGUGCAGAUCGAUUUGUAAGCCCCAUCAUGCUCUAUGGAUUUCCACCAUCUUUAUACAUUUCCUUUGAUGCCCAUGGACAAAUAUCAUACACAGGCUAUGGCAUCUCUCCAACGUUACAUUCUUUAGGCAAUGGUAUUUCUGUCAAAUUCGGAAGCGUAUUGAACGCAUCUUCAGAAUUAUAUUCCUCAAUUCUUCUUAUUGAUCAGAAUAACACAUUACAAGAAGGCAUUGUUGUGACAAGCGUGACAUCCGACGAUUAUUCAAACACAUGGAUUGUUGGUUGGAAGCAAUUGCAAGUAUUUGGCUUAACUCAAUUCAUUGGAGUAUUGAUAAAAUUAAGCCUGAUGGAACCAUUUCGCAUAUUAAGGAAUUUGGAACGUCAUUCCCGAGUCCAUUCUAAUGGAUUUUUGCAGAGCAUGCUGACCUUUCAAAAUGUUUACAACACUUCCUUUGAUGUCGAUUCUAGUGGAUAUACCUACGUGACAGGAGUUAUUAAGCCUGGAGGUUCUAACAUUGGAGAUCCCAAUGAAAAACAACCAAGAUUCUUUGCCGCAAAGUACUGUGUCAGAAAUCAUGAAAGAUGGUACAAGGAACGACCUUUAGAUAGUCGUGAAGUUUAUGCCUCCAUUUACUCUGCCUACAGUGAAAUGGACAGACUCUAUGUUGUCGCCUUUGUGAACAAGACGCUUCCAUCACUUCCAACUAUUUACACCAUCAUGUUCAAAGAUGAAGAAUGUCGUCAAUGUCCAAUAGGAACGAUAUUACAGCGACACGGAAGGAGCUCCUAUUGCACAGCAUGUCCUGCCACAACGUACAAUCCUUUGAAAGCAUCGACAUCAAACAAUUCUUGCUUGUAUUGUGAUCCUGGCUACUUUAAUGAUCAAGAAGGCCAAUCUGCUUGCUUUAAGUGCGAUGUUGGAACUUAUGCACCAACCAAAGGGGCACGAGAAUGCUUGAGUUGUGAUCCAGGCACCUACGCCCCAAAGGAUGGGCUUUCCAGUUGCUUACCUUGUCCUCCUGGCCAAUAUUCAGAUAAAUCUGGAGAAUGGGCUUGUGAAUCGUGUCCAACUGGACAUUAUCAACCGCUCUAUGGACAAAAUAGCUCAGAGAGCUGUUUAAAGUGUCUACCUGGAUCGUUCUCUUCCUCAGUUGGUAAUGGUAAUUGCACGUUGUGCCCUGCUGGAUUUUACAACCCCAAUCCAGGAAGUUCUACUGCAUUGGAUUGCAUUAAGUGUCCAAGUGGACAAUAUUCAAGUGCAGAAGGGUCGUCACAAUGCACAGAAUGUGACGUUGGAACCUAUAACGAAAACAUUGGUUCUUCAAAUGCCAGUAGUUGCCUACCUUGUACACCUGGAACGUUCAGCAAUAGAAAAGGACAGGCAUCAUGUACCAAAUGUGCUGCUGGAACGUAUUUGUCAAAAUCUGGCUCCUUCAGUGAAAGUGAUUGUCUUUUAUGUCCCAUUGGUUUCUAUUCUAACAUGAGCGGCUCAUCAUUUUGUUUUUCAUGCCCAACAGGUUCAACGACAUCAUCUGCAGGUUCUCUAAAUUCAACAGCAUGCAUUGCAUGUGAAAAAGCAGUGGCUUUGAAAAGAAAGAAACGAGCAGAAGAUGAAAUGCUUUCUAAAUUAUUGGAACAUAAUACCAAGUCGUUUUAUGCAUCUACGGACACAACCACGCAUCAAACUGCAAAUCUUAUACCAAUUGAAGAUUUAGAAUUUAAAGAAAGAGUUUCUGAAGGAGCAGGAGGUGUGAUAUUUAGAGCAGCUUGGAAAGGUACUGAAGUCGCUGUCAAACGAAUCAAAUCGAAUCAAUUUGGUAGUGACGACGAUGAAACAUUUGAACACGAAGCUAGUAUUUUAAUUGGACUAAGACAUCCAAAUGUUGUCUUGAUGAUGGGUGUUAGUGUUGACGAAGACAACAAGUACAUUAUCACUGAAUUUGUCAAAGGCGGUAGUUUGGACAAGCUUAUUUAUAACAAAAAGAAGGCAAAGAAUGAAAUUAUUACAUUUGGAAGAAAAUUAGAGAUACUCAAAGAUAUUUGUAGAGCUUUAAUUUAUUUACAUAAUACGAGACCACCAAUCAUUCAUCGUGACUUGAAACCACAAAAUGUCUUACUCGAUGAAGCAGGACUUGCAAAAGUUUGCGAUUUUGGUGUUUCAAAACCACUAUCCUCUCUCACCAUGACAGGUGUUUGUUAUGGUACUAUUCAAUAUACCUCUCCAGAGAUUUUGAAACAGUCAAGAAGAUAUACCACCAAGUGUGACGUUUAUAGUUUUGCCAUUCUCAUGUAUGAACUAUUCUUUAUGGUUCAUCCGUACAGCGAUCUUCCAAAGUGUCCUGUUUCGAACCACACGAAGAAGAGCCUUGCUUUCUUGACAUCAUCCAAUAGUGACUCGUCUUCGCCACAUCUUUCAGAUUCAUAUUCUGGAUCGGGCAAUUCAGGUGACACGACCAACAACACCAGUGAUAUGAUUAGUAUUUUUGCCAUUGGUAACGAUGUGAUUCAUGGCAAGAGACCAAUGAUUCCAUGGGAGAAUACUCUUCCCUCACUGCAGCAACAACCUCAUGCUCGACCAAUUCUUCAAAUUCAAUCCUCUCCUACAAAUCUUGAUUCCACCAUUCUCGAUGUCAAUUCUCCUACCAUCAUUGAUGAAGAUGUUUUGAAGCUUGAAUGGUAUUUACAUUGCAACAAGACUGUGAAAAACUCUGAAAUAACCAAACCAGAGUCACUGGUCCCAAUAAUUGACUCGUUUAUUUCAAUCAUGAAAGCAUGUUGGGCAAAUGAUGACACUGAACGUCCUGAUUUUUCACAAAUAUUGGAUUCGCUCGAACAAUUGCACAAAGAAUGGACAGAGGUGCUGAAUAGUCAAUGA